GUUAUAAAGAUUUUAAAAGUGUUUUUCGGAGAUAAACCCGUCUCGACAUAGAAAGAAGAGAGAUUUGCGAGAGAGAGAGGGGGGAGGUACCAUUGGAAUAUUCAGAAAGAGUAACUGUAUAAUAAUAAUAAUUUAAUGGAAGAAGUGAAAAAGGAUGAUAAUCUAAAGCUUGUACAAGAAAGAAUUGAGCGUGAUCCCGCUGCUCACAGGAUCCUAUCGUCGAAGGCACAAGAAUCUGAACUCCAAUGUGAUCAUGCUACAUUACAAACUAAGGUUGAUGAGUUUGACCAACUACUGCAAAGAGGCAAAGAGGGAAACCUUUUGGACCAUACUUUUAGGGAUUCCAGUGAGAAGCUUCAUUCUGCAAAGAGGGAACUUGCAGCUAAGCUGCGGUCAACUCUGUCACUGAAACGGCUGCUCGAGUAUGUGCCAUCACAAGCUGAACUCAUUCAGUAUGAACUCCGUUUUUCAGAACUUUAUACUGAUAUCCAGGCCAAGCAUCGUCAAACCCACAAAUACUAUGCUACUUACAACAUAUUGUUGGAGAUAAAGGAAUUGAUGCUAAAGGAAACAUCGUUACUGAAUUCCAUAAGCUCACAGUUUAAAGGUGCUCUUACUAGCCCUGCUGGUCGAAAGAAAUUGAUUGAUUCCAUGGAAGGAAUUCUGCACGGGGUUCAACAGUUUGAAAGAAGAAAAAAGGAGAAUCAAGACUCUUCUGGGAGGGAGUACUAAAGCCAGGGCAAUAAGCAACAAAUAAGUUGAGCCAGCAGUAAGAAAGUUUCUCUUGACAGCAUAACCAUUGUUGAACAAAUGGCAGUGCAUCUGCCAAGGUUGAGACCUCUGCUGAUGCAGUGCUGCUUGUUCAACAAUGGUUGUAGCGUAAAAAGAAUUCUAAUAUAGCUUUUGCAUCUCUCGUUCCACAUCCAAUCCCCCUUCUUUCGGCGAUCAUGUCUUAAAGGGCCACAAUAUCGACAAGAUUUUGCAAAAAACGUAUAUGAUUAGUCACCAAAUGUAGUUUACAACAUCAACUUUUAGACACUCCAUACUUCUUCAAUAAGUUGGCCCAGUGCACAUGAAAACACAUUAACUCUAAAUAUUAUUAAAAGGAUAAACAUACUAUUAGAAUAGAACCUUCCUACUUCUAGGAGAGAAAUUAAAGGAUUUACAACAACAUACCCAGUGGGGUCUGAGAGGGUGGUGUGUACGCAG
This is a messenger RNA of Nicotiana attenuata, 1209 nucleotides long. RefSeq names its product coiled-coil domain-containing protein 93. Gene Ontology annotation, biological process: Golgi to plasma membrane transport. The record is from RefSeq and is a predicted model, not a curated record. Bases 136 to 732 code for a protein of 198 amino acids. The transcript is spliced from 9 exons. NCBI's taxonomy places the organism in Eukaryota, Viridiplantae, Streptophyta, Magnoliopsida, Solanales, Solanaceae.